UCACUGCGUACGUGUGACGUCGUCACGUCAACACUGCAGUCUCUCUCACUAGCAGCUGCAGCAGCAGGAGAACCACAGCACACCCAUCCACACCUCUCAACUUCACACCAGCUAGCACCGAAGAAAAGGAAAGCACCAUAAUGGAGGCAGCAUCUCCCCCUUUGGAUCCAGAUCUAAUAAGGGAGGUUCUUGAAUGCCCCAUCUGCCUGGAGACCUACAGCCAGGAUCAGUUGAGACCCAAACUCCUGCAGUGUGGCCACACGGUGUGCCGGCAGUGUCUGGAGAAGCUGUUGGCGAAUACUAUAAAUGGCGUGCGCUGCCCCUUCUGUAGCAAGGUGUCCCGUAUGAGCAGCAUCUCUCAGCUGGCCGAUAAUCUCACUGUGCUAAAGAUCUUAGAUUGCACUAUAUCCUGCAGUGCUGCUGCUGCCGCCCUGAUGUGCAAGUCCUGCUGCAACCGCCUACCACGCCAGUACUGCCAUGAUUGUGCCACGGUCCUCUGCGAGCUCUGUAAAGGGGAGGGCCACCUGCAUGAAGGCCAUUCGGUCCAGCCGAUCAGGGUGGCUGCCGAGCAGCGUCGUAAAGAACUGGGCGGCAAGAUGACUUCCCUGCGUGAUGUUAUGGGCGAAAUUCAGAAGAAAAAGACAGCUAUUGAUAACAUUUCCAAGACCUUGAGAUUAAAGUAUCAGGCGGUGCAGCAGGACUAUACUUCAGCUGAGCUGCGUCUUCAAGAGGAACUCGGCAGGUCUCGAAGGACGUUCACGGCUUCCAUGGCAGAAGUGGAGAAGCUGAACGGGCAUGUCCUGGAGGAGCAGACGUAUCUCCUCAGCAUUGCAGAGGUAAAAGUGGUGUCGCGCUGCGAUUACCUGACAAUGCUGGUGAGGCAGAGUGACAUCGCUUUGCUAAAGGAUGAUGGCGAAGGCGAUGAUGAUGAAGAGCUGGAUUGGAGGAGCAGUUUACCCGCCAUGUUUCAGCUGCAAGAGCCAGAGCUGGUCAGAACAGAGCACACUAAACCUGUAGAAGUGGGCCAUGUGACCACAAAUACUUACACCGUGAACACAGAGGAUGAGGAGAGUGGGUUGGAGAUCGCACUUGAGGGUGAUGUAACGAGUGUGACCGGGGCGAUGGGGGCUACAGGUGGUGGAAGGGGGUCUCCAGCGGAUCUUUACCGAGACAUUGACAUGGUUGCGGCUGUAGAGGAGGCGGUGUGUAGUUCACCGGGCAGCUUUAAGUCAAAGUCCCUGGAUGCAGGUGGGGGAUCGCCUGGAGGAGCCGGGGCAAGCGCGGGGCUGCCGGUCUGCCAGUUUGUGAAGAAGAUGGGCUGCAAGGGAACUCUACCCGGCAUGUUCAAUUUACCAGUCAGCAUCUGCGUAACGGCACAAGGCGAGGUCCUGGUGGCUGACCGCGGCAACUACCGCAUCCAGAUCUUCAAUCGCAAAGGUUUCCAGCGCGAAAUCCGCCGCAACGCCAGUAGCAUCGACAACUUCGUCCUGAGCUUCCUUGGGGCCGAUCUGCCUAACCUCAUCCCCUUAUCCAUCGCCGUCACAUCUCAAGGCCUGAUUGGGGUCACCGACAACUACGAUAACUCGGUUAAAGUCUACACUAUGGACGGACACUGCGUGGCUUGCCAUAAGAACCAGCUGAUUAAACCCUGGGGCAUUACCGCCAUGCCAUCGGGUCAGUUUGUGGUGUCGGAUGUGGAAGGUGGCAAGCUUUGGUGUCUAGCAGUGGACCGCAACGUAGGCGUGGUGAGCUACAACCGACUGUGCUCUGCCGUGCGGCCAAAGUUUGUGACAUGUGAUGCAGCUGGAACGGUCUACUUCACCCAGGGCCUCGCCCUGAACUUUGAGAAACGUCACAAUGAGCCCCACCUGGAAGGCGGCUUCUCCAUUGGCUCGGUGGACACGGACGGCCAGCUGGGCAAGCAGCUCAGCCACUUCUUCUCAGAGACGGAGGACUUCCGCUGUAUCACUGGCAUGUGCGUGGACGCCAACGGGGAUUUGCUGGUAACGGACAGCGGCAGGAAAGAAAUCCUCCAGUUUCCCAAAGAGGGUGGAUUCAAAGUUCUCAUCCAGGAGGGGCUGACGUGCCCCGUAGGAGUGGCCACCACCCAGAAAGGACAGCUGCUUGUGCUGGAUUGUUGGGACCACUGUGUCAAAGUCUACACAUACAUUCAGAGGAGGCACUCCUCCACUUCCUAGAGGAACAAUCCAGUCUAUCGGCACAUGAGCAUAAGAGGUUUAGUAGGUAUGUUUUAGAGGGUCGGUGUGUAUGGAAGUUUGAAAAAAAGGUAGAAUCACACUGUUAUCUGUCACUUUACUUUGGCUGCAGUCCAAACAAGUCUCACUCCAGCUUUCAUUGGGUUAUGAAAUUAAUGUUUUAAUUAGUUUGGUUCAGAUUAAAACCCACCAGAGUUUUGAUUUAAUAUCUCAAAUUAAAAAUCCGCUACUUAAGUUGCCUCUUACCGCAUUAUUUGAUCAUUUAAAACAGAUCACGCAACAUUUUUUCAACAUCAAAUAAUACUGGCACAAGUUGUCACAUAAAAAAUAAGCGAAAGAAGCCAUUGAUGUCGAAGCUAAUGCCGGCACAAAGUGCAGAUGAUUUCUCUUCUUCUGUCACACUGCUAUAUCCACCAUUCAGCCUGACUGUGUGUGUGUGAUGCAUGGCUUUCACUGAUCUGGCUCGACUUUGCAAAAAGAGAAACGGGGAGGAAGACGAGCUGAAAAUGAACACAUGUAUUUACGUGAGAAAUAAAUCGUACCAAAGGCUUUUGGCCUGUGAAGCACUUUAUUAUUGACACGACACUGUUUCCUAUUCCUAGUGGUAGGGUUUUAAUAGCACAGACUGACAUUGAUGUUGCUGAACGCAGCUUUAAAAAGUUAACUGUGCAGUUAGCUAAUGGUAAAAUGGUAAACAAGUAUUGGCGCUUGUUGAAUUGCAUUCAGUAACAUUCAGGGAACAUUAAGUGUAGGAUAUUAAGAAGAGGGUUGAACAAUAAAAUCACAACACGAUGGGAAAUAUUUACUGGGGUUCUGUGGGUUAAAGUUUAUCCGAGGGUAGCUGAGUUAAUGCAAUCAGAAUUAGGGUUCCUGAUGUUUAACUUGUAGACCACAUUAUUAUUAUCAUUUGGUCCAGGUAGUUAUUAAUACUGCCUGGCUAGCCUGUGUGCUGUGGAUUUUGGAGCAGCACAUCAGCUUAAAUGACUUUUUCAGUAACUAAAAUCUACGGUCUGCUCUACAAGCCCUAUUCUCUUUUGUAUGUUCUUUUAUUCAGCCCUCUCCUUGUGACUUCUCAGCCACGGCCUCACUUUUCUCACUAUAGGAGUCAGGUUGAGGUAACCAUCUGCAAGAUAACAUCAUUGCCAUCUGCUCCGGAUUAGGUCUGCACAAUUAAAUUUAUCGAAAUCGCAAUUACUGCAAUUUUCAAAAUCGCAAAAUGAGGAAGAAAUUGCAAUAUUUGUUAAAGGCAAAAUGUGUUUUAAAAAAUACUAUUUUAAAUGAAAUAUUGUGAUGCCGCAGAGUUGUCCUGGCUUACAAAUCAUAGACUUAAGAAAACAUCUUUGUUUGAUACAGAUGCCGGCGAAAAUUUCACCAUAAUCAUUUGUAUUAUGUUUCUCAAUGAAAAUGAGAAUAAUGAUUAUAAUACUCUUUAAUAUCACAAAUCACAAUAUCAGUCAAAAUAACCGCAAUUAUUACAUAUUUUUUCAAACUGGUGCAGCCCUACUCUGGAUCCUAUUGUAGCUGUUCUGCUCAGUCAUACAUCUCACUACAACUUCAGGCCUCUACAUCCCCCUUUUUAUUUAACCUGCACCAUUAAAGUUUAGUCUACUUUUAGUCCUACUUUUCUGAGUGUCCAUUAUGAUAAGAGUAGCAAAGGUUUCUAGAUGACCUUUGUAACCUGGGAGGCUCUUAAAAUUUCAAGGCUUUCUAUUCCUUAUGGGCUUACCCUUUAGCGACAUCAUACAAUCUAUACGUUACUUGCUGUUGCAGUGCCAGUACAGCCGACACUAAAUAGCUCCAGCACCCAGACCACGUAAAUUGCAAAGGUGCAGCAGGUAUUUACAACUCAAAUUAAUGUUUACAAACUUGGUUCAAACCUGAGGAUUAGUCCUUCCGGAGAACUUAUUCCAUGCAAUUGUUUCCUCACGCCUGGGGCCUGUGGUUAUACACAAUCUUUUUUCGGGAUCACUGGCAGGAGUGUUCAGAAUAGCGCUGUUAGGAUAAUGACGAGCGAAAACUCACACCAAACCUGGCUUUGUUGCACUGGGAUGUUGGUUCCUGCGUUGCUAUGUCUCCCCUCAGGUUUUUAUUCAACAUUAGACAGCUUGCAAAGUUCUCCAGUGUUGGCAGACGUGGUAAAGACAACAGCCAUAUGCAGUGUUUUUGGAAGUUAGCGGUAGCAACAUUACAUCUAUAUCCGCAUGCAUUUCAUUUAUUAUUUUUAUCAUGUAGCUUUAACUGAAUUCCUGUGAAGCAUUAGAAAGGUGAUGCUUUCAGGUAAAAUAAGAAUAAAAGACACCUUUUAAUUCAAAUAUUUAGUGGCCUAAAUGUGGGGAAUCAAGUUAAUCAUUGAAACCCGUCCAUGUGCGUAACAUAUUCUAUGUUCAUAAAGUCGUAGUAAAUUGUUAAUAUGCCUUCCCGCCAAUAUGUAUCUUCCAGUCCAGGUGUGCUCAUAAGAGCAUAUCACACACUGACUCAGUUUCAGCCUUACAAAUGAAUUAUUUCACAAAGCUGACCUUAACUCUGCACCUGGAGCCCUAUUAACAUGCAAAUAUACAUAUCUGAGAAUCAAUCUGUAUCGUAAACAAUAAGUGUUUUUAAUAUUUCUACUUAAGCAAAGCGAUAAGGUAGAAAAAAAAAAUAGAAUUGAAUUCAAGCAUCAGUUGAUUUAGUCAUUUCCUGAGUGCUUUUUUUAUUUUACAUGCUGUAUUUGUUUUAUUCUUAGGCCAUGUUAAACUUCACCACUAAACUAAUAGAUUGUCAUUCUCAGCUGCAUGUCAACCUUGCCAUAAGAAAAAAAAACAUUUUCCUCAGUGCUUUCACUUUAUUCACUAGAAGUAGUUAUCACUAGAGAAUAUUCAAACUUUAGCAGUACAGAAAAAAAUGCAUAAAAUGCUAGAAAAAUCAAGUGUCCUUGUGUCAGUGUGCUGAACGUCUCACAUUAUUUGUUUUAUUCUAUGUCAUUGGAAAGAAGUUAUUUCCUUGCAUAAUUCUUCAUAGUUAAUUCAUUUAUACCAUCAGAUGGUAAUACCGCAAUAUGUCCAUGAACCAAACUCCCGUGUGUUUAAAGGUGUUUCUGUCCUUCGGAGGCUGUGGAUUUUACAAUGUGUUGAACACAGUGCGGACAUCUCUGUGUAGUCAAAUUCAUGUUUGUAUUGUUGAUUAUCUGAGUGCAAUAAACAUUUAUGAAACAACUAAAA
Sebastes umbrosus (honeycomb rockfish) is the source of this 5416-nucleotide messenger RNA. RefSeq names its product tripartite motif containing 32 (gene trim32). NCBI's taxonomy places the organism in Eukaryota, Metazoa, Chordata, Actinopteri, Perciformes, Sebastidae. The transcript is spliced from 2 exons. Bases 141 to 2198 code for a protein of 685 amino acids. The record is from RefSeq and is a predicted model, not a curated record. Gene Ontology annotation, molecular function: zinc ion binding; protein binding.